This is a messenger RNA of Rotaria sp. Silwood1, 610 nucleotides long. The record is from the annotation of a GenBank genome assembly. Lineage: Eukaryota; Metazoa; Rotifera; Eurotatoria; Philodinida; Philodinidae.
AUGGGCCCAACUCAAGUCGCACGUGAGCAACAGGUAUGUUAAUUUUCGUCUUUCCAAGGUUGAAGAUAGUGCGCUCGAUUUUAUUGCUGCCGUUGAUGAAGACUUAGCACAAAGGUUCAUUGAGCAUGCAUACAAUUUCCAGAAUAUUUUCAAAGCAGCCGAUGUAGAGGUGUAAGCCGCCGAGCUGAACCGCCACUGUCACGGAAUCGUCGAUAAUUUUAAGAAUUUCGUAGCCACCACCGCUAUGAAAAAGUUAGUUCAACCAGUGUGCCACCACCACGAACGAAAAUUUUUGAUAAUAGUAUGAAGCACCACCGGCAUUGACAGCGAUACAUAAGCGAUGGGUCAUUUUUUCCACUUUUAGGAGCGAAAACAUUUCUUUUUCUGGGGUAAAGCCGCCGCCGACGUAGAAAGCAUAAAACCUAGUAGGCGGCGCCGCUAUGAGCAAAAGAUGUAACCGUUAAAACGGCUGCCACUCUUUGACCCUCGGCUUACACCUCUAAGCGGAUGUCAUUGUGGAAAACAAUAUUGAGUCACAAUUGAUUGAAGCGGUAGGUUAUCAUUUUGCCCCAAAUUGUGGUUCCCUGAAUCAAUCCCCAAAUCAUAUCCC